Molecule: messenger RNA, 1872 nt
Organism: Musa acuminata AAA Group (dessert banana)
Lineage: Eukaryota; Viridiplantae; Streptophyta; Magnoliopsida; Zingiberales; Musaceae
Product: probable LRR receptor-like serine/threonine-protein kinase At1g67720
Exons: 9
Coding region: 90-1625 (511 amino acids)
Molecular function (GO): protein binding
Source: RefSeq, a predicted model, not a curated record
GACUCUCAACCACCAAACUGCAUCAUCGUUGUUUCCUUCCUACUGCCUUCAUUUCUGCUCAUGCAUUCAUCCCCUCCAACCUUUGCCUCAUGUCGCCUCUCUCCUUCCUCCUCGUCUUCCUCCUGAUCAGCCUCCCUCCUUCCCUCCAAGCUUCUCUUUCCCCUCCCAGAGGUUUCAGCAUAAACUGCGGUUCCAAGAACGUGGAGAACAUUGGAGGCAUCGAGUGGAUCACCGAUGAUAGCUUCGUCAAAGUUGGGAAUGCAACCGAUCUAAACAUUCCAGGCAUUGUUCCAGUACUUUCAUCCCUACGCUACUUUCCUGACAAAUCCGCUCGGAAGUACUGUUACGUGAUCCCAGCAGCCAAAGGCGCAAAGUAUUUGAUCCGAACGACCUACUACUACGGGGGCUUCGACGGAGGCAACGAGCCACCGGUGUUCGAUCAGAUAGUGGGAGGCACUAAAUGGAGCACCGUCGACACGUCGGAGAACUACGCGAAGGGCCUCGCGUCUUACUACGAGAUCAUCAUGGCUUCACCGGGGAAGACGCUGAGCGUGUGCUUGGCGAGGAACGAGCACACCAUGUCGAGCCCUUUCAUAUCUGCUCUCGAGGUGCAGCACUUAGAAGGCUCCAUGUACAACUCCACCGAUUUCGCCAUGUACGCACUUAGCACAGUCGCUCGCCAUCGGUUCGGUCACGGCGGCCAAAUCACAAGCUAUCCGGAUGAUCCAUUCAACCGGUAUUGGGAGCCAUUCGUGGAUGCCAACCCCGUGGUGGAUAGCCAGACGAACGUGACCUCGUUCGAGUUCUGGAAUCUACCGCCGGCAAUGGCGUUCCUAAAAGCACUGACGACAAGCCGGGGCAAGAAUCUUACGAUCCAGUGGCCUGCAGUGGCGCUACCUAACGCAAGCUACUAUCUGGCGUUGUACUUCCAGGACAACCGGAGCCCGAGCCCUUUCAGCUGGAGAGUAUUCGAUGUUUUGGUGAACGGGAAGACUUUCUACUCCGGCCUCAACGUUUCCACCGGCGGUGUCGUGGUCGUCGGGGACAACUGGCCGCUUUCGGGGCUGACAGAGAUCAAGCUGACCCCUGCCGUGGGUUCCCCUGUUGGGCCAGUGAUCAACGCAGGGGAACUCUCCAUGGUAGUCCCCCUGGGUGGAAGAACGCUCACCAGAGAUGUGAUUGCAAUGGAGGCGUUGGCGAGAAGCUUUGACAACCCUCCAGCAGACUGGAGUGGAGAUCCUUGUUUACCUCGACAGAGUGAGUGGACUGGCUUGACGUGCUCCGGAGGGAAAAUUAUGCGAGUAGUCUCAAUGAAUCUGACAAAUUAUGGGAUCUCCGGAUCACUACCUAGCAGCAUAGCCAAGUUAACUGCAAUCUCAAGCAUUUGGCUUGGAGGGAACAAACUCUCUGGUCCUAUACCCGACAUGAGCUCACUCAAACAUCUAGCUUCUCUGCACUUGGAAAACAACCAGCUGAGUGGAACAGUUUCUCCAUCACUAGGAUACCUUCCGAGACUUCAAGAGUUAUAUCUGCAGAACAACGAUCUCCAAGGUCCACUUCCAGACAGUCUAAAACAGAGAAAGGGAACCAUUGUUCAGGUGUCUCCUGGAAACUAUGGACUCUGAUCUCUGGACGAACGAAAAGCGUCACCAGAAUGCAGCAAAGCGCUUUGUCAUGUGAAGGUUUUACUGAGAUCAUGGUCUGUGGCUGCUUUUGUUGUCGUUGUACAUGUUGCAGCAAAGAUUUGCCCAACUUUAGCUCAUUAGAGAGACGCUGUUGUGGAUCUCUCAGCCGCUGUUCAUCCUUGUUUUGCUUGUAGUUGAACUUGAUUGCAAAUGUUUGAAUUGGCUGCAGUAUAUAUACAUUUUUCCA